AUGUGGUGACCUCUGUCUGCCGCAGGGAGAACAGCUCAAUCCCGGGCUAAACUCCCAGACUGUUGUCCUGAGUAUGGCUGCCUGACGGCAUGUAGUUUUCCUCACGUUAUCCCAACAGUCAUGGACAUCAGUUAUUGUGACAUGCACGCGGACUCAUCAGCAGCCUCACUUUAUCUCGAAACAAUAAUUAAUUGUGCAUUAGCAUUGCUCAGUUCUCGGUAAUGUCUUUCAGUAACGUACGUGUCUUUCAGUUGGUUAAAGUUGCUUAGCAGCUAGCUCUUACUUAGCUAGGAAGCCUUUGUAGCAGCACGUAAGCUAGCUAAUGUCUUGGGCGAUCUCUAGCUUUCAACGGCUGUCAGCAUCAUCAGCCCUCUGAUGGAAGGGUGAGGGGGACGAUGCUGGGAUUCCUCCAUAUCCUUUUAACAGGCCUGAUAGGUUUUCUGUGGGAUGGAGUUUCUGCUUUUGGUGGGGUCAGACUAGUGGAUGGGGAGAACAAUUGUUCUGGCAGAGUGGAGGUGCUCCGCCAUGACCAGUGGGGGACUGUUUGCGACCAUGGCUGGGACCGCCGGGAGGCUCACGUGGUGUGCCUGGAGCUGGGCUGUGGCUUAGCUGAAUUUGCCCUUCCUGGUGCAGCAUUUGGUGCAGGCAGUGGAGAGAUCUGGCUGCGGCAUGUCCAGUGCUCUGGACACGAGUCCAGUGUGACACGCUGCGCUUAUGUCCUCCACAGUAACUCCUACUGCACCCAUGAGAACGAUGCAGGAGUGAAAUGCUCAGGUACCCUUUUAAUGCCCACCCUCACCCUGCUGUCACCUCACACUGUGUUCUCUCCCGGCGAGGCCGUUCGCUUCGGCUGCAGCGCUCUGCUGGGUCACCACCUCAGUGACUUCCACUUGUACAAGCAUGGAGUGUCCACGCCGCUGGUUACACAGAGGGCGGACCAGACCCAGCCCACAGUGGAGCUGACACUGUCCGACAUAGAGACUUUCCACCAAGGCAGCUACAGUUGUGGGUACAGGAUCAAGGGCGGCUUCCCUUCUCAGCUGCUCAGCUCUCCACCCAGCAACUCCAUCAACAUCACUGUGGUGGAACUUCUGACUCCUCACCACUGGUACAACACGUCUACUGAGGCCCCGGCUGGUUCCGUCAUUAAAGGCCACAACUUUAACAUCACCUGCUCCACACCGCAGCAGUACCCUGGGGGUUCCUUCCAGCUGCGUCUGAUCCGCUCCAAUGGCACAGUGCGCCAGUCCCUGCCUGCUCUCACCCCGUCUGUCACUUUCACCUUUCCUAAUGCCCAGAGCUCCAACGAGGGCUACUACUAUUGCCUGUAUCGGGUCCAGCUGGGUGGACGAACCUUUGUCUCUAGAGAAAGCCAGCCCCUGCCUAUAGCCAUCAGAGACCCAGAUCCAGUACUGAGUCCAAUGGUGAUCAGCUGGCUUGUGUCUGGCCUGACAUUUUUUGUAGCUGUCAUCAUUAUACUUACUGUGGCCAAGGUACUGUGUAACAAGGAGAAGAAGCCCUCUGAACUGGAGCGAGAGACCAGAACCUGUGUGGACAACACUUAUGUUGCCUUAUCAAUUAACAAGCUAUGACGGGGUAUGCAGGCAACUGAUGACUGAAGACCGAAGGCUCACACCGUGUUUAUCGUGGAUUCAGUCGGCAGGGGACCUAACACAGAAACAAACAGCUUGGUUGGACCUUAUGAAAAAGGCACCACCUGGUCCCAGUUCAGUACAGUUUGGAUGAGUCACUUCUUACUGGACUCUAACAGAGUAUUCUUUCAUACCAGACUUGAGGCUAGUGUGGAAGAAAGGGGGAACAAUGGAUACGAUUGACUUUUAAGGCAAGCUGUGAGGUAACGGACACAGAAAACUGACAGUAAGAACUAUUUCAAUUUCGGAGUCAGUAUUGGUUCAAGCUAGACAAAUUCACUCAGACUCGGCUGCUGAUGUAUGGAGUGGGAAAACACUACUAAACUGACAUGGGCUCUUCAGGUCUCUGUAUAUGCAGUUUAAAAACAUUGUUUUGUGUUAAUUACCAGGUGACCCUAAAGACAGACUAGCUCAUUAUGUACUCUUCUACAGAUCAAUGGAAUGAAUUUUUGUAUUAACUCUAACCUUCUAUGCAUCUUAUGUAAUUUACAACAUGUCCAUUACCACAUUUAAAGUCUGUAAAUAGAAGCUGAAGUUGAUUGAAAUGCUGCUGCUGUUCGGGGUUCAAUCACUUAUGUUUGACAGUCUACAAAUAUUACUGCAUGUAAUGUAGGUUCAUUUUUAUAUCAUCAGAUCAAAUUCCAUAAGAGGAAAACACUUAACAAAUUCAAUACUAUGGGUUCGUUAUUUUUUUUUAUACACUAUUCUUCACAUUUAAAAUGUAGCUUUGCUCCUGAAUAAAUUACUUGGAAGUGUCAAA
This is a messenger RNA of Micropterus dolomieu (smallmouth bass), 2412 nucleotides long. RefSeq lists its product as uncharacterized. The record is from RefSeq and is a predicted model, not a curated record. Gene Ontology annotation, cellular component: membrane. Bases 396 to 1592 code for a protein of 398 amino acids. Lineage: Eukaryota; Metazoa; Chordata; Actinopteri; Centrarchiformes; Centrarchidae. The transcript has 8 exons.